AUGGCAAGAGUCACUGGAAUCAGCGACAAAGUGGCAGUCGACGCUUUACGGAAAACUCUCUGGUAUAGGUCAAAACUCCGACAAUGGAUAUCCCUUGAAAAACCGAGAACAAUCCAGGACGCUCUUCACAAGGCAACGGACUUCAUCAUGAUGGAGGAAGAGAUGAAAGUCCUCUCCCAGAAGUACAACCCGCAGAAGACGUCCGCGAGAACGAAAAACCCUCGUAACGACAGGUAUGUCCACCACCAGGGAGAAGAUCUCCAGGGUGAGCAUAAUUACGCUAUCAACUCCGAACAGGGAAAGACUUCCGGAAAUACGUGGACCAGGAACCAGUUCAAGGAUAAUUCCUACUGCGAGUUCCACCAGACCAGAGGUCAUUUCACUAUGAACUGCAAGGUUCUCGGCACAAGGCUUGCUGCGAAGCUCCUCGCCGGUGAAAUUUCGAAGGUCACAGGUAUAAAAGACAUCCUCUUGGAUUCCGAUCACCCUCCCAAAACUGAUAAAGAGUCCCCCGAAAAUGAUACCCGCACAAAUCAGUCGGGCGAGAAACGCGGAAGGAGGCAGGAUGGCCGAGGAAACAACAGCAACCGUCGAAGGGUGAGCAUGAUCAUCUGGGGAUUGCAGUUCUAUCACGAUUUGAUCUCGUCGAUCAAAGCUUAUGGACGGAAUGCUGAGACGAGUUCAAGCUGGCUGGCUGGGUCCCUAACCGACGAUGCCCCUAACAAUACGAUCGUCUUCGAAGAGCGGGAAACCAUCGGAAUCGACAAACCUCACUGCGACCCAUUGGUUAUCGAUCUGGUAAUUCGAGAUCUGGAAGUGGGAAGGAUCCUUAUCAACACGGGAAGCACAGUCAACGUCAUCUUCCGCGAUACCCUUCGAAGGAUGAACAUUGAACUCGGAGAAGUCUUCCCGGAACCAAAACCUCUCAUCGGUUUCUCAGGUGCAACGUCAAUGACCCUCAGAUCAAUCAAACUCCCAGUGAUGGCUAAAGAGGUGACGAAAAUCAUUGACUUUGCGGUAGUUGACAAACCGGCCAUGUACAAUGUCAUCAUGGGAACUCCUUGGAUCAAUGCCAUGAAAGCGAAACAGUCUAGGCUCUGCUUCUUGGCCGAGCAUAAACUACGACAAACUCGAAACACCCUCGCGGUCAACCUGAAGCGGGCUAAGAAAGCUCAAAACGCUCCCGAGAGCUCCAUAAAAAGUGAACCAGAAUCACCCGACCAUGCAACGACUCCAGACAGCGACAUAGUCCCCGAGUCCAUCGCCUUGACAGCGGACAGUCCGACCCCUGAAACGGUCGUCGAUCCAACUGAAGCCCCAACAGCUGAAGUAACCGGAAUGAUCCCAUCCAGCGAGUAG
Molecule: messenger RNA, 1359 nt
Organism: Brassica oleracea var. oleracea
Lineage: Eukaryota; Viridiplantae; Streptophyta; Magnoliopsida; Brassicales; Brassicaceae
Exons: 2
Coding region: 1-1359 (452 amino acids)
Source: RefSeq, a predicted model, not a curated record